Messenger RNA from Helianthus annuus (common sunflower), 1203 nucleotides. Its product is annotated as glucan endo-1,3-beta-glucosidase. NCBI's taxonomy places the organism in Eukaryota, Viridiplantae, Streptophyta, Magnoliopsida, Asterales, Asteraceae. The record is from RefSeq and is a predicted model, not a curated record. The transcript has a single exon. Bases 221 to 1144 code for a protein of 307 amino acids. Gene Ontology annotation, cellular component: plasma membrane. Gene Ontology annotation, molecular function: hydrolase activity, hydrolyzing O-glycosyl compounds. Gene Ontology annotation, biological process: carbohydrate metabolic process.
UAACCGGGUUCGCAUUUAGUAUAAAUACAUAUGUCAGCACUGUUGUGUCGAAACCCGAAAGCAGUCACAGUGGUGUCAAAUCUCUCAUGCCACUGUUUAGGAGCUUGCUUCAAACCAUACAGAGAUUUAAUAAGUCUACACACUUUGUUCUCUUGUCCAGGCAUCACAAACCCUUCUGGUUGCUCCAAAUAAAUCUCCUCAUUUAGAUACCCAUUUAGAAAUGCUGUCUUUACAUCCAUUUGAUGAAUGUACAGCCCUUUACAGGAGAAACGGGAUAACCAAGAUGCGAAUCUACGGUCCGAAUCAAGCUACGCUUCGAGCUCUCGGUGGAACCAAUAUCGAACUCAUCCUCGAUGUUCCAAAUGAUUCUCUCCAAUCCCUCACAGAUCCUAAUGCCGCAACCAGCUGGGUUCGAAACAACAUCUUAAACUACCCCAAUGUUAGAUUCCGAUACAUCGCUGUCGGUAACGAAGUCGACCCAAACAACGGUAACAGUCGGUAUGUCAAUUUCGUACUUCCAGCAAUGAAAAAUGUUCAAAGAGCUAUUAGAGAUGCAGGGCUAGCUAACCAAAUCAAAGUCUCGACCGCGACCUACACCGGUCUUUUAUCCGUCUCGUAUCCACCGAGGGAUGGUGCAUUUGGUAGCAAUGUGCAAGGGUUUAUCGCGCCGAUAAUAAGAUUCUUAGUCGAAAACAAUUCACCGAUGCUGGCUAACAUAUACCCUUACUUCGCUUACGCGGGCAACUCGAAUGUGGAUCUUUCGUAUGCAUUGUUUACAGCACCAGGAACGGUUGUGAAUGAUAACGGUCGACAAUAUUCCAAUCUUUUUGAUGCCAUGUAUGAUGCUCAUUAUGCGGCUCAGUCACGUCUUGGUGGUGCCAAUCUGGAGAUUGUUGUGUCCGAGACUGGGUGGCCGUCGGCGGGUAACAAGGGAGCGACAACGGACAAUGCCAGAACCUACUAUAGGAAUUUGAUUGAUCAUAUGAAACGGGCGACUGGGACGCCUGCGAGGCCUGGAAGAGAUAUCGACGCGUAUCUGUUUGCGAUGUUUGAUGAAAAUCGAAAAGAUGGACGAGAGUCGGAGAGACAUUUUGGGCUCUUUUAUCCGAAUCAACAAUCCAAGUAUCAGCUAAGCUUUAACUAGAAAAAUACAUCGAUGUAUGGUUUCAAAUCACAUGAAUAAUAAUAAAUAACAGAAUAAAG